This is a messenger RNA of Apiotrichum porosum, 951 nucleotides long. RefSeq lists its product as uncharacterized. The transcript is spliced from 10 exons. Gene Ontology annotation, biological process: mitotic DNA replication checkpoint signaling; telomere maintenance; double-strand break repair via homologous recombination. The record is from RefSeq and is a predicted model, not a curated record. Gene Ontology annotation, cellular component: nucleolus; checkpoint clamp complex; site of double-strand break. NCBI's taxonomy places the organism in Eukaryota, Fungi, Basidiomycota, Tremellomycetes, Trichosporonales, Trichosporonaceae. The coding region runs from base 1 to 951 and encodes 316 amino acids.
AUGCGCUUCAGAACAAGGAUAACAAACGUCGGUCUACUGCACAAAAUCAUUCGGUCACUCGCCGCCCUCGCCAAGGUGUGCGUCGUGCGCCUGAGUCCAGAAAAGGUCCACUUUAUCAUCCCUGGUAAUGAAGGACGAGACGGUGUCCAGGUGUGGUCGCAGGUCAAAGUGGUACGCCGCAUUACACCUUCCCUUGUCGAACACGUUCUCACUCCCCAGCCCACGCUGUUCGACCACUUUCGCAUAGAAUCCAAUGCCAACAAUGAAAUAUGGCUCGAGAUCAACCUCGACGCUCUCCUUAGGGUGCUUAAAAGCGCAGACAGCUCCAGUGGAUCCGGUGGCGACGGUGGACGGCAUAACGCAGCCUCCUUGACAGAAUCAGACGUCAUGCUCAAGCUCAACAAACGUGACAACCGUGCCAUCUGGGCGUUUGACAUCAAGGGCCAGAGCGCCGGCGGCCACGCAAUGCAUAUCACGCACGAAGUCGCCGUACACAUUAUCACGUCCAGGCGGCAAAGUGAGCUCACCGAACCUCUAUGCCCUCCACCCGAUCUUCAUCUCGUUCUUCCCAACCUCGCCGAGCUUAAGACCAUUGUUUCUCGUUUGGGCCACAUGUCCGAGGACGUGACUAUCUCAGCCAACCAUCAAGGGACAAUGGAACUCCGUGUGAAAUCUAACAACCUAUCGAUGACAACGACCUGGAACAAUCUAAGCAUCCCGACAGCAACAGAUGACGGCGCAGAAACCGACCCGCCCUCACCAGAGCACAUGUUCAGCACGACUGUAUCCAUCAGAGGGUUUCAAAAGUUUCUCGCUAGCCAUUACGUCGGAGGCAUAGCCAUUGCGUGUAUAUGUGAGGGCCAUUGUGUGAUUGCAUACGUGUAUAUUGGCGAGGUCAACGAGGGCGGAGGAGUUUUGACAUUCUUUAUUCCUGCCAAGACGGUAGACUAG